AUGUCUCGUCCUCGAUUUUGGUGCAAGUUAAGACGUCAAGGUCUCUGGUGGGAUGAUCAUAUUCUCACAGCCGCUUGGCUGGUUCUUCUAUCAACUAAUAUUGUCAUUUCCUACGAAUUCGCAACCGGAUAUGUCCAAAAGACCUGGCCGGAGCGUAUGUUAGUUCUGGUGUCGAUUUCAUCAUGUCUUACUACCGCCGGUCAGACAUGGAGCAAAUCCGCAUUUGCGGUUACCCUUCUCCGGAUGACCAACACCUGGCAAAAAGCCAUUUGCGUCAUCAUCAUCAUCGUCCUCAACGUCCUUCUAGUCCUUAAAGUCUUUGUGGAUUGGUCCAAGUACUGCGGCAAAGACGGGUAUCAGAACGAUUGGAGGAUGUCUGGUUUCUGUGUAGAUUACCAAGCUGCAUACAACAUAAAGGUUGCAGGAAAUAUCUUCAAUAUUGUGGCGGACUUCGUCCUGGCGCUAUUUCCAUGGAUGGUUACUUGGAAACUGAGGAUAUCUCUCAAAGAGAAGAUUGCUCUUUGCAUAACGAUGAGUCUUGGAGUUGUGGUCGCCAUUAUCUCAGCUGUGAGAACUGCCUGGAUGCAAGACCCAAGUGUCGAUGCCUACAACGACUAUUAUUUUUGGCGCCAAGGACUGUCAAUGGUUUGGUACUCGGCCGAAGUAGCCGGAACUAUAAUCGUGCAAUCCAUACCACUAAUGCGGCCACUGGUAAACGAUAUGCACACAUCACUAGCAUCCAAGAAAUUAAGCUCUGGAGCCGACGGCUCCAACCGAAGGAAAAGUUACGGAAAAGGUUCCAGGAGGAGAACCCUCACCCUAAUACUCCAGGGCUGUGAUGUAAAGGACAUCGAAAACGACCCCAACGACGAGGGAAGACUAGACGUCGAUCGAAUGCACCUGAUCCAAGACGAGAAUGGAAAGAUCGUGAUCCGAAGAAAAGAAGAGGAACCACUAGCCGAGUAUCAGAAUAGCCGCAUGGUGUCCAAAACACUAGAUGAGGAGGAGAUGAGCUUGACACAGGACGAAACGGGGAGGAUUGUGCUGACUCGUGAUUAUCACGCCAACGGAGGAUUGGAGGAAAUUCCCGAAAACCACGACAAUGAAAGCCUGGAGGAGAUUCCUGAAUACCACAAUAUUGGAGGCAAGGAACAUAUACCCAUGACGGAUUUUCACGCCCUCACUUGUAAUUAG
This is a messenger RNA of Sclerotinia borealis F-4128, 1194 nucleotides long. The record is from the annotation of a GenBank genome assembly. NCBI's taxonomy places the organism in Eukaryota, Fungi, Ascomycota, Leotiomycetes, Helotiales, Sclerotiniaceae.